AUGCCUGCGGUUUCUAAUGUCUUUGUCGAUGCAAGGGCUGUGACGGGGCUUGGAAACGAAACUGGUAGUCCACUACAAAUGAUUUGUGCCUGGCCCGUCUCUGGCCAAUACGGUACUGGAACACGCGUUCUAUACUACGUCCUUAUUGCCGCGUGUCUUGUUGCGCGGAGAGAAGAAUGGCUAGUAAAUCCUUGUUUGGCUGCGGCAUUGGUGCUGCCGGCUGUUGCUGCGAUUCAUGGCAUCGUCUUGACAGCGAUGCAUAAUCCCAAUGCUGUGGAUAUGGACAUCUAUGGAGCUUUUCAGCUGUGCGCAAUUGGCAUUCUCGCCGCCCCGGUGACAGUUAUGAUGUCAAAAACAUACUUCAAUGACCCUGGAAGAAACACCAUCUUUCUUUGGACAUUCCUACUUCUGAUCGGUCUCUUGAGUAUGACUAUCGAAUUCUACCGCAUAGAAACACACGAUUGCACCAAAGACGCCACAGGAAACCCCGUUUCGAACAUCGCCUCAGACUUCAACUAUAUCGAUGGAAACAAUUGCGGUCUCAUCUGCUCUACCCAAAAUGGUCCUACAUCGCCCAUGAGAGGUGGAUCAGCUGACAACAUAUACGUCAUUCCCGCACCGCACACACUUACUUUCAGUGCUGCAACUCUUCUUGCUGCUGCAUGCUGUGUGCAUGCUGUUCUUUGUCUGGUGUCCAUGUGGGACAGAGUACUAGAGAUCAACUGGCGGCGACGUUUUGGACGACAGGAGGAAGAGGACAAUGCGAAUGAAGAGGAAGAUUCCAACAAGGGCGUCAUGAAAACGGUCAAUGAUACGAUUGGCUUCUUCUUGAGGAUACUGGCUGUUCCUGUUUUUGGGGGCGCCGGGUUGGCCAUCCUGAUUGUGGGGGAGAUUAACUUCUUCAGUCCUCAGGUGAAUUACCAAACUGAACCCAUGGCCAAUAUUGGACAAUGGGCUCCGGUCACAGGUACUGCAAUGGCUAUGAUCGGAUCGUUGUAUCUCCUACUUGCCCGACAUGCAGAAGAAGCAGGCGAUCCAUACACACCACACAAAUGCAAUUGUCCUCAUUGUCAUAUCGACAACAGCGCACGGCACAGUCAGGUUUCGCAUCACGACAGCAUGUCUUCGUUGAACAGUCGACAAGCUGGUCCUAGUCUCUCAGUUACAGAAACCCACCCAACUGUGACAACCACUCAACUCUCACCCAACACAGAUCUCACUCGUCCUCGGUCAUCAAUAUCAUUGCAACAUCGAGAACCAUCACUAGAAGGACACCAAAUUACCAACAUCCCGACAAGAAACCCUUACAGGCAAAAGAUCGAGAAUGCAUUCUUCCGAUUUGGCGAGAUAAUCGGGACUCCACCUCACGACUUUAUUACAGAACCCAAGGUUCGAAAACCAGAUCAUGUUGACCUGCCAAUGAUUCCAGGAGAGCGGUAUCGCAAUUUGCGAGUAUCAGCGGUGGAAAGGGAGAGAGAUUUACAAGAAGAUCAUGAAGAGGAAGUUGCUUCAAUGAGAUCAAGAUCCAGCAGUUUUCGCAUAAGCGAAGUUUCUCCACCCCACGUUGAGAGAUGUACAUCACUACCAGUCGCGCCACCGGCCGCAAUGAUAAGAGCGAGAUCGAGAUCAAGAUCAAAUACAGGACCCAGAACUAGAUUGACAUCUUUUAAUCACCAAUCAUCAUAG
Fusarium venenatum is the source of this 1686-nucleotide messenger RNA. RefSeq lists its product as uncharacterized. NCBI's taxonomy places the organism in Eukaryota, Fungi, Ascomycota, Sordariomycetes, Hypocreales, Nectriaceae. The record is from RefSeq and is a predicted model, not a curated record.